Molecule: messenger RNA, 4306 nt
Organism: Cynara cardunculus var. scolymus (artichoke)
Lineage: Eukaryota; Viridiplantae; Streptophyta; Magnoliopsida; Asterales; Asteraceae
Product: serine/threonine-protein kinase D6PKL1-like
Exons: 3
Coding region: 1688-4144 (818 amino acids)
Biological process (GO): protein phosphorylation
Cellular component (GO): plasma membrane; cytoplasm; nucleus
Molecular function (GO): ATP binding; protein serine/threonine kinase activity
Source: RefSeq, a predicted model, not a curated record
UCCUCAGAUGCUCUGCGCUGCUCUGCUCUGCUCUUCCCUUCCAAACCCCACCGUUUCCUAGGGUUCCUACUCCCCAUUUCUAUCUGUUAUUUCUGCAACAUUAUUCAAAAAAUUUCAACUUUUCAUUCAAUUUCUCCAGAUCUCAGACUCUACCUUCAAUUAUUCAUGUAAGUUAUCAUCUGUUCUCGAUCCACUUUUACUUUCUUUUCGUUCAGAUUUGAAGUUUACUGUGCCAGAUUUUGGAGGUUCAUUUGCAAUCUUACAAUUUUCAGUUUUUUAAAUCUUUCAUUCUUGUUUAUCAUGACUCAUGGGUCAUUUUGUUUGAUGAAUGAAGUAAUUUUUAUGUUAUUUUUACUGACUUUGUUCUUGUUACCGAUUUCUGUUGCUAUACGGAGAAAAACUACUUUUCAACAAGUUUAUCUCGAUAUUUGAAUGUGUUCAUUGUGAUUGAUGGAUAAGUUAUGGAUUGAAAGGAGAAGACGAAAAAUUCUAGGAUCAGUAGAUCUUUGGUGUUUUUACAGUCACUUAUUUCUUUUUUAGUAUCACUGAAAAUUGGAGAAAAAAAAUAUAUUAUUUCCAAUCCUUUUCGAUUAGCCGUGAUAAUGACAGAUAGUGUUAGAGUUGCUUAUCCGUUGAUUUACUGUGUAUCCACUUCGAUUGAAUAUGGUGAAUCAUGUUCUUCAAGUGACCCAUAGUGACUAGAAUGAACGUAUAGCAUUUUGAGAACCCAUCUGUUCGACCGAUAAAUUGAUAUUUUCCCUGUUAAUCGGGUCCAAAAUGGCAGGAAAUAAAAUCUUUAUUUUUCUUCAUUUUUUUAGCGAUACUAAAAAGAAAUUUAGUGGUUGUAAACACCAAGAUAUCUAACCAUUACUUUCCAUCUAUCACUUAUCCAUCCAUCACAAUAAACCGUACAGGAGCCAUAAAAGAAACAAAGAUAUUCAAAUUGAGUAGCAGAUUAAAACCUUGAAGAAAAAUAUUGAGAUAGACUUGGUUGAAAGCUAAACGGAUGCUGUAGUCAUGAGGAAACAUGGAUCCUGUAAUGAUACAGGAGAUAUCUUCAAUGAUUUGUGUUCAGAACUUGAUUAGGAAGAGUAUAUCUAUUAUUAUAGUAAUAUCUGCAAGUGGGCUCACAAUAUAUAUUCUACUAUCCUUUUAAACAUGAAAAAAAUAUAUUUUUGCUGUUGGCAUUGAAGAAAGAAUUCUGAGAAGGAAAGGACUGUUUCUAUGUUUUUAUGUUUCUUUUUGAAUUGUUUUCUUGGUUCUAGUUGUGCUAGCACUCUUCACUUUAAACAUGAUGAUGGAAGGAUCUUCUUGGUUUCUGAGUUGUGUUAGUCAUUAUUCCUCCUGUCUGCUUGCCCACACUCUUGCACAAGCCUGCGGAUUUUAAUGGAAACAACUGCUCUACCCUUUCUGGGUAGAGGUCAGUCUCACCUCUCCCAGACCCUACUUUCGAGUGGGAUUUACUGGAUUUGGUGCAAUUCUGAACCUGACUUUAAUAAUAUGAUGGUAUGAUAAAUCAGGGGUCUUGUUUGUAAGCCAUGAUAGAAGGCUGGAUACUGUAUGGGCUUUGAUGUUGUAUGAAUCCAAGUAUUUAAAAGCCCUAUUCAGAUGAAUAAUUGCUUCCAAGGUCUUGUAAGUCUACCGUACUCCAAACAAUUCAUCACAUCUUAAAUAUCAUUUAUAUGAGAUGGGUUCACAUUAUGGUAAUUGUGAGAUUGUCGAGUUAGAGGAUGAGCCCAAAUCAAGUGAUUAUUCCAAGAAAAAUCACCUAGAAAGGGCAAAUGACAAAGGGAAAAAGCCUCAAGGGUGCAGUAAAUCUAUCGAAGAUGAUAUCAAUAAGCUGUUUGAGGCAAUUAAUGUCAGAACUUCAUUCCAUGGUUUCGCCAUCUCUGAUGAAACAGGCAGCAUCACACCAAGGAGAAAUCCAUCAAAGAAACCAAUGAGGAUGAGCACGUCAUCUUCCUCAGGAAUCGGAUAUUCCGAGCCCGUGUCUCUGAAGCAGGCUCUUCGAGGACUUUGCAUUUCUCAGGCAUCAGAAAUGGCUGCCAUGAAAAGGUUAUCUAAGCCUCCAGGGUCUCCCGCUCUCUCUGACUCUGGAAAGCUAGGAUACAGGUCCGUUAGAACAAGUGAAUCUGGUACUUCUGUAGGUCAAAUUAAGGAGGUCAAAGUGGUAAUCCCUGAAGAAAGCACAUCCAGUUCUUCAAGAAAGAUGCCUCAUUACCUGCAAGAGAUCAAGAUGAAGUCGUAUGAUGAUGGUUUACAGUCUUCUCUUCAAUUGAAUAGUGAAAAGUCAACAAAGAAAGUGACGCCCGCAGUCCGAUUGAAUGAGAUUUUACAUGAACCAGAAUCUGGGAAUGAUAAUAUUAUUUCAAUUAGUUCGGCACCUUGUAUUGCUGCUACCAAUUCAUCAAAGUCAGUUAUGAACAGUUCUGAAGUUAAGCCGGCAGACAUCUGUGAGAAGAAUAAUUUCGCGCCACCUAAGGAAGUAAAUAAAACAACCCUUAAGUUGCGGCGAAAAGGGCGGUUGCCGAGCCUGCCACCAUCUACUUCUAUCAGCAGCAGCAAGUUUGGUAAGUCAACAAGAGUUCCUCCUAGAGCAGUCAAAACGGUCCUCAGAAACAAACACAUUGUGAAGAAGAAGAAGUCGAAGCAAGAAUCAGCAUUGACUCCUAAUGCAUCUGUCGGUGGGAAUGUUAAUUUGGUUCCAGAAACAAGCCAGUUGGUAUGCCAAAGAUGCCAUUGUGCUUUAAAGGAUGCAGAAAAAGAGACAAAUGAAGUCCAUUUUCUCAAGAGAAACAAUGUUGCAAAACGUGGAGAGAAAGGGGAGUUCACUCAAAGUUCAAAUAGCAGCAUUGGUGAAUAUAGUAGUAGCACUAGCAUUAGUGAAGAAAGCAGUCUCAGCAGGUGUAGCAUUGGCAAUAAACCUCAUAUGUCGACGGAUAUAAGGUGGCAGGCGAUCCAUCAAACAAUGAAACAAAAUGGGUAUCUAGGAUUGAGGCAUUUCAAUCUGUUGAAGAAGCUGGGAUGUGGAGAUAUUGGUACAGUAUAUCUAGCUGAAUUAGUUGAUACAAACUGUCUGUUUGCCAUAAAGGUGAUGGAUAAUGAGUUUUUGGAGAGAAGGAAAAAGAUGCCGAGAGCACAUACAGAAAGAGAGAUUUUGAGAAUUCUGGAUCAUCCGUUUCUCCCCACGCUCUAUGCUCAUUUCGUGUCUGAGAACUUAUCGUGUUUAGUUAUGGAGUAUUGCCCGGGUGGGGAUUUGCACGUCCUUCGACAGAAGCAACCUGGCCGAUAUUAUCAUGAACAAGCAGCAAGAUUCUAUGUUGCUGAAGUCCUUCUUGCCUUGGAAUACUUGCAUAUGCUUGGUAUUGUAUACCGAGAUCUGAAACCGGAAAACAUUCUAGUUCGACAAGAUGGUCACAUCAUGCUCACGGAUUUCGACCUCUCUCUUCGUUGUGUGGUGAACCCAACCCUCCUGCAAUCGCCUUCAUCUGAUGCAACUGAACCGCCACGGAUGUCGGGCCCGUGUGCUGGUUCAAACUGCAUCGACCCAUUUUGCAUUAAACCGUCAUGUCAAGUCUCAUGCUUCAGCCCUCGGAUUUUACCUACACACAGAAACCGGAAAACGAAACCCGAUCCUACAACGCUUCACCGCUCAUUGCCACAGCUCGUGGCCGAGCCAACUGAAGCACGAUCUAACUCGUUCGUCGGGACCCAUGAGUAUCUGGCGCCCGAGAUCAUCAAAGGGGAUGGCCAUGGGAGCGCAGUUGAUUGGUGGACGUUUGGCAUCUUUCUUUACGAACUUUUGUACGGUAGGACACCCUUUAAAGGUUCGGUGAAUGAUGAAACGUUAGCCAACGUGGUUCUUGAGAGCCUCAAGUUUCCCGACACCCCGCUCGUUGGUUUCCAGGCUCGAGAUUUGAUUAAAGGGUUGUUGGUGAAGGAGCCCGAAAAUCGAUUGGGGUCGGAAAGAGGGGCUUCAGAGAUUAAACAACACCCGUUCUUUGAUGGUCUGAAUUGGGCUCUGAUACGAUGUGCGGUUCCACCAGAGGUGCCGGAGAAUUAUGAUAUCGGAGUUGCGAAAGUGAAGAAGUAUCUGGAGUGCAACGGGGCGAGCAGAGGGCACCUGGAAUUCGAGCUGUUUUAGCGGAAAUCAGGCAUUGGAGAUGAGUUUAUGUUUUGUAUACUACAUAAUGUAAAUGGGGUUGAGGAUGAAGUACAACUUGUAGUUAAUUGAGUAGUCACGAAACGUUUUCCGAAAGCAAUGAUGUUAUAUACAGUAAUAAAAAGCAUUCUUGUUUGGAUGCCA